This is a messenger RNA of Mya arenaria, 1527 nucleotides long. RefSeq names its product thiamin pyrophosphokinase 1-like. The record is from RefSeq and is a predicted model, not a curated record. The transcript is spliced from 7 exons. The coding region runs from base 71 to 808 and encodes 245 amino acids. Gene Ontology annotation, biological process: thiamine metabolic process; thiamine diphosphate biosynthetic process. Gene Ontology annotation, molecular function: thiamine diphosphokinase activity; thiamine binding; ATP binding. Lineage: Eukaryota; Metazoa; Mollusca; Bivalvia; Myida; Myidae.
CGUAGUUUCACUUUCGUUUUGAAUUACCUUAUAUUUACAGUUGAUCAUAUGUUUGAAACAUUUUACAUUUAUGGCAGUUACGGAUUGGAAUCUGUUAGGCUUAUUUUCUGCCGAAAACGAUGAAGUGUUGGCGUUGUUGGUGUUGAACCAACCUCUGACAGAAACAGGCCAGGACAUUUUCCAAAACAUCUGGGAGAGAGCGUCUUUCCGGGCAUCUGUUGAUGGCGCCACCAACCAUUUGUACAGACGAGGCCCAGAGCAAUACCUGCCGCAUGUGAUAUCUGGUGAUUUCGACUCUGUAAAACCGGACACACUGCAGUGGUACAAGGACAAGGGGAUAGAAGUGGUGCAUACCCCUGACCAGGAUUUUACUGACUUCACCAAAGGCCUUCAAAUAGUCAUCAACAAGUUCAAAGACAAAAAGUUAGACGCUGUGAUUGCAUACGGAGCAUUUGGAGGUAGACUGGACCACAUGUUUGCCAACAUCGACACUUUGUUCACAGCUAACAGACUCGCCCCAGGACUUCCAGUGUACCUCUGUGACGACCAGAACAUAGCUUGUCUCCUGCAGCAGGGUUCGCAUCGUCUACAUGUGGGGACGGGACUUGAGGGGGAUUCCUGCGGGCUGAUUCCAGUUGGAGGACAGUGUGACCAUGUCUCUACCACAGGGCUCAAAUGGAACCUUGACAACCAGAGGCUGAAGUUUGGUGAACUGGUCAGUACUUCCAACACAUGGGCGGGGGAUAAUGUUGUCACGGUAACCACCGAUCAACCGUUAUUAUGGACGAUGAACAUUAAACCAAAUUAAAUAUCAUAAGGUAGCUACGACAUGCAUAUACAAUUGGCAACCUGUGCGAAUCUCGACUAACGUGGCAGGUGGUACAAUAUUCCUCCUAUUACUAAAAGUUGAUGCUUUCUCCCAGUUCGCUUAUAUUUUUAAUUCUGCUAAUUUGACUAUUAUUGGUAAGAGUUUGGGCGAGUGUGUGGUUUACUACUCAUAUUGACUAUUGGCCAAAUGUAUGUGUAUUGCCGAUCUUGCCAAUAAACUUGAAAACUUGAAACUAUUAUAGCCCUACAAUGAAUUCUUAAGUGUUUUCAGUGACCAUUCCGAGGCGGUUUACUAUUCAUAUUGUAAAAAGACAACUACUCAUACUAAUGCUUAUUUUAUGUUUUUUUUAAACAUGACAGCGGAACAUUGUCUUUACAACAAACAAUAAUUGGUGCUGAAUGAAAGUCACUUUAAAUCUUGUGUCAAUAUACUGGUGCUAUAUUUUCCUGUGACAGUGUCUGUUUUAAAUGUGAUAUAUUCUCAAGUGUUCCCUUUGUAAUCAGAUGCUUUGUUUUGUUUUUAGAAGUUAUUAUACAUGUAUGCCUAUGGAAACAUAUUUUGUUUAUGGACUGUCUCGACAUGAUGAUACUUUUUCAAAUGUUUAGAAUGUUUCAUAUAUUUUGUUAACCCUUUAAACUAAAUGUUAUGACAUGAUUUUAAAAGCAUAUCUUAUCCUAAUAAAUCCUAUGCAUAUUAUU